UCUCUCAUUCCAUAAUUCUCUGAAAAAAGAAUCAUUUUUUUUCGUUACCAGAAGCUCAGAGAGAGAAGAAGAGAUAGAAAGCGAAAGCAGAGCAACGGAGAGCAGAGCUUAGAAUUCUUCCAUACGUUCUCAGAACCAAAAGCAUUUGAAGGGGAGUCUUUUGGAUUGUUGAAGGAAAAAUGUGACUGCUUCUUGCGGGCUUUUGAAGUGGAGAUGGGAACCCGGUGAUGGAAAUCAUUUUUUCAUUAUUUUAUAUUUCGUUGAUUUUUUGUAUGUUCCAGUGAUUUUGGUUUCUCGGCGGCUUUUGAUUCUGCAGAGAUUCGAGAGGGAAUUACCUGUCUUGAUAAUUUUAAAUGGGUUGAAUUUUUUUGAGGUGUAAUUUGAUUCUUUUUGUGGUGAUGGAAGUUAUGAACACAAUGGAGACAAGAAAUGUGGAUUUGUGGAAGGACUAAUUAGCAGGAGUUGUUCUUCUGUAGUCUCGAAUUUAGAUCCAUACUCCGUUGUAGAUAAUUCUGUCGGAGAGGUGGACUGGUGGUGUGAUGCUCUGCUUUGAGUUCCAAAAUACGGAUUUCUUAUUAUUGGCUGGAUACGCGUAGAUUGGUUAAAUUGGAAGUGAAUCACAUGGCUAGUUCAAGUGAAAGGUGGAUCGAUGGUCUCCAAUUCUCCUCGUUGUUUUGGCCUCCACCACAAGAUGUUCAGCAGCGGCAGGCUCAGAUAAAUGCCUAUGUUGAAUAUUUUGGUCAGUUCACUUCAGAAAGGUUUCCUGAUGAUAUUGGUGAGCUUAUCCGGAGUCGCUAUCCAUCAAAAGACAAGCGACUUUUUGAUGAAGUAUUGGCAAUGUUUGUCCUUCAUCAUCCAGAACAUGGGCAUGCUGUUCUUCUUCCAAUUAUAUCAUGCGUAAUUGAUGGUACAUUGGUGUAUGAUAAGAGCAGUCCUCCAUUUAGUUCUUUCAUUUGUUUAGUCUGCCCAAGCAGUGAGAAUGAAUAUUCUGAGCAAUGGGCUCUGGCAUGUGGAGAAAUUUUACGGGUAUUAACUCACUACAAUCGUCCAAUUUACAAGGCUGAACACCAGAAUAAUGAAGCUGAUAGAAGCAGCAGUGGCAGUCAUGCUACAACAAGUAACUCUACAGAGGGGGAAUCCUGUCAUUCAGCUCUGUCAAAGCAAGAGAAAAAACCUUCACGGCCAUUGUCUCCCUGGAUUGCUGAUAUAUUGCUUGCUGCACCUUUGGGUAUUAGAAGUGAUUAUUUUCGUUGGUGUGGUGGGGUCAUGGGUAAAUAUUCAGCUGGUGGAGAACUUAAACCACCUACUACUGCAUGUAGUCGUGGAUCUGGAAAGCAUCCUCAACUUAUUCCAUCAACUCCAAGAUGGGCUGUUGCCAAUGGUGCUGCUGUUAUUCUAAGUGUUUGUGAUGAUGAAGUUGCUCGCUAUGAGACUGCAACUCUGACAGCAGCUGCUGUACCUGCACUGUUGCUUCCUCCUCCAACAACACCUCUUGAUGAGCACCUAGUGGCUGGAUUGCCAGCUCUUGAGCCCUAUGCACGUUUGUUUCAUAGAUAUUAUGCAAUUGCUACUCCAAGUGCCACUCAAAGACUUCUGGUUGGACUUCUGGAAGCACCUCCAUCAUGGGCUCCAGAUGCACUGGAUGCUUCUGUACAACUUGUUGAGCUUCUUAGGGCAGCUGAAGAUUAUGCAUCUGGUGGAAUGAGGCUUCCAAGGAACUGGAUGCAUUUGCAUUUCUUACGUGCAAUUGGGACUGCAAUGUCCAUGCGAGCAGGUAUUGCAGCAGAUGCAGCAGCAGCUUUACUCUUCCGCAUACUUUCACAGCAUGCAUUGCUCUUUCCUCCACAUCCACUAAGGCAAACUGAAGGAGUUGAAGUUCAACAUGAGCCUCUGGGCAGUUAUAUUUCAUGCUACGGAAAGCAGAUAGAAGUGCCUGCAGCAGAAGCCACUAUUGAGGCCACAGCCCAAGGAAUUGCAUCUAUGUUUUGCGCUCAUGGCCCUGAGGUUGAAUGGAGAAUUUGUACCAUCUGGGAAGCUGCUUAUGGAUUGAUUCCAUUAAGUUCCUCAGCUGUUGACUUGCCUGAGAUCAUUGUUGCAACACCAGUGCAACCUCCUGUAUUAUCAUGGAACCUGUAUUUACCACUGCUUAAAGUGCUAGAAUAUCUCCCUCGUGGUAGUCCAUCUGAAGCAUGCCUCAUGAGGAUAUUUGUUGCUACAGUGGAAGCAAUUCUGCGGAGAACAUUUCCUCCUGAAUCCUCCAGAGAACAAAUAAGAAAAUCAAGAUUUUUGUUUGAUUAUGGGUCUGCCUCUAAGAACCUUGCUGUGGCUGAACUCCGAACAAUGGUCCAUUCAUUAUUUUUAGAAUCAUGUGCCUCAAUUGAUCUUGCUUCACGCCUUCUAUUUGUUGUGUUAACUGUGUGUGUCAAUCAUGAAGCUCAGCCCAGUGGGAGCAAGAGACCAAGAAGUGAUGAUAUUUAUCCUUCAAAUGAAGUUACUGAGGAUUUUCAGGUAACAAAUGAGAAAAAUGGGGAGGUGAGAACUAGAAAAGUUAAAAGACAAGGGCCUGUUGCAGCAUUUGAUUCUUAUGUUCUUGCUGCUGUUUGUGCUUUGGCCUGUGAGCUUCAGCUGUACCCUUUGCUUUCAAAAACUGGAAAAUGUUCAGACUGUAAAGAUGCACCAAUCAUAGUAAAGCCUGAAAAAGUGAAUGGAUCUUCUAAUGAUUUAUGGAAUGGCAUGGGAGCUGCAAUUAAUCAUACUCGUAGGAUAUUACGAAUUCUAGAGGCACUUUUUUCCUUGAAGCCAUCUUCUGUUGGCACCUCUUGGAGUUACAGUUCAAAUGAGAUUGUUGCUGCAGCCAUGGUUGCUGCUCAUGUGUCUGAACUCUUCAGGCGUUCAAAGCCCUGCACGCAUGCUCUCUCCCUGCUGAUGCGAUGCAAGUGGGAUAAUGAGAUUUGCAACCGUGCAUCCUCACUUUAUAACCUCAUUGACAUUCAUGGAAAAGCUGUUGCAUCAAUUGUUAUCAAGGCAGAGCCACUAGAAGCAAACUUAGUACAGGCACCAGUGUGGAAAGAUGCCUCAGUAUGUACAAAUGGUAGAAAAAAAGUUAAUUGCCGAAACACUAACUACCAUGACUCUGGAUCUUCAUCAACCAAACAGUGUGAAAGUGAGAAAGAUCCAAUCCAUUCAAAUAACUUCCUAAAAUGUGAGAAAGAAUCACUUUCAAAUGAUGGUAUGAUUGAUACCAUGGGGAAAAGUAUAGCAAGUUUUUCAAAAGAUGCUUUGGAUUUGGCCAAUUUCCUUACAAUGGACAGGCACAUAGGAUUUAAUUGCAGUGCACAAGUUCUUCUCAGAUCUGUACUUGCAGAGAAACAAGAGUUGUGCUUCUCUGUUGUUUCACUGUUAUGGCACAAAUUAAUCGCAACCCCAGAAACACAACCAAGUGCUGAAAGCACUUCUGCCCAUCAAGGGUGGAGGCAGGUAGUUGAUGCCCUAUGCAAUGUAGUAUCAGCUUCACCAGCAAAAGCAUCAACCGCAAUUGUUCUUCAGGCGGAGAGGGAGUUGCAGCCUUGGAUCGCUAGAGAUGAUGAACAAGGUCAAAAGAUGUGGCGAAUUAAUCAGAGAAUUGUAAAAUUAAUUGUGGAGUUAAUAAGGAAUCAUGAUAACCCAGAGUCUCUGGUAAUUUUGGCAAGUGCUUCAGAUCUUCUUCUACGUGCCACAGACGGAAUGCUCGUUGAUGGAGAAGCAUGCACUUUACCUCAGCUAGAGGUAAUAUCUCAAGAAAAUAGAUGCUAUUGUUUCUGUUAUGAAUUCAAAGCAUUACUCCAUAUGUGGUGGCUUUUGGGUGCAAAUGAUUGCAUAUUCUAUUUUUGUUGAUUUGAUUCACCGUGGAAAAUAAAUUUUCUCUAGUUUUUCUUGUUUGAUAGUGCUUACUAGCAUUUCUUGGCAUCUCUCAUCUCAUAAAUAUUAGAUUUAUAUCUGGAGCUGUAAAUGUGCUGGGCUGGGCAGCCUUAUCUGAUUUUGGACUGCAUGAACCAAACCUGAGCCAAUUUUAGUCUGAGCCUCAAUUUAUAUAAGCUUGUGUAGAAAAGUGAGCCUGAUCCGGGCUUGUUAUUAUAAUUU
Messenger RNA from Nelumbo nucifera (sacred lotus), 4119 nucleotides. Its product is annotated as protein GIGANTEA-like. The record is from RefSeq and is a predicted model, not a curated record. NCBI's taxonomy places the organism in Eukaryota, Viridiplantae, Streptophyta, Magnoliopsida, Proteales, Nelumbonaceae. Gene Ontology annotation, cellular component: nucleus. Gene Ontology annotation, biological process: response to stress; regulation of long-day photoperiodism, flowering; regulation of circadian rhythm.